Molecule: messenger RNA, 1701 nt
Organism: Phaeoacremonium minimum UCRPA7
Lineage: Eukaryota; Fungi; Ascomycota; Sordariomycetes; Togniniales; Togniniaceae
Product: putative sphingosine-1-phosphate lyase protein
Exons: 3
Coding region: 1-1701 (566 amino acids)
Biological process (GO): carboxylic acid metabolic process; sphingolipid catabolic process
Cellular component (GO): endoplasmic reticulum
Molecular function (GO): sphinganine-1-phosphate aldolase activity; pyridoxal phosphate binding
Source: RefSeq, a predicted model, not a curated record
AUGCCGGGCACGUCGCGCAUGCCGGUCAGCCUCCGGGAGAGCUUGAAUAGCGUCAAGAAGUCCCGGCCCAGGAAUCCUCUGCAGCUAUUCAAUAUUGACCUGAUCCGAAACAUCGUCUUCUUCUUCUUCGUGCUACGAUGGGCGCGCCGCUCCUUCUGGAAGCUCAAGGGCCGCGGCAUCGUUGGCACGCUGGUCGAGCUGUACACAGAUUCCCGCCGCAUCCUCUACGGCUGGUUCCUGCGCGCCCCCGGCGUGCGCACCCAGGUCCGCAAGCAGGUCCGGGAGGCAGUCGCCAAGCUUUCUACUAAGAUGAUCCCCGUCAACCAAACGAGAUACUUGUCCUUGCCGAAGGAGGGCUGGCAAGAAGAUGCGGUGCGUGGUGAGCUAGAAAAGCUGGCAACUAUGGAUCACACACGGUGGGAGGACGGCUACGUCUCUGGUGCGGUAUAUCACGGCGAGGAUGAGCUGUUGAAGUUGCAGACGGAGGCCUAUGGCAAGUUUACGGUUGCCAAUCCUAUACAUCCGGAUGUGUUCCCGGGUGUACGGAAGAUGGAGGCGGAGGUGGUAGCCAUGGUGCUAUCCCUUUUCAAUGCGCCGCCCGGUGCGGCUGGUGUCAGUACAUCCGGAGGCACAGAGAGUAUUCUCAUGGCAUGUUUAAGUGCAAGGCAAAAGGCCUAUUGCGAGCGAGGCGUGACGGAGCCAGAGAUGAUCCUGCCCGAUACUGCACAUACAGCAUUCCGCAAGGCAUGUGAAUACUUCAAGAUCAAGAUGCACCUCGUAGCUUGCCCGGCGCCAGCAUACCAAGUUGAUGUACGCCGUGUGGCACGGCUUAUCAACAGUAACACCAUCCUACUAGUUGGCAGCGCACCCAACUUUCCCCAUGGCAUCAUAGACGAUAUUGCCGCUCUAUCUAAACUAGCUCUCAAGAAGCGUCUGCCUCUACAUGUAGACUGCUGUCUGGGCUCUUUCCUCGUCCCUUUCCUUGACAAAGCCGGCUUCGAAACAGAGUCGUUUGACUUCCGCCUCAAGGGCGUGACGUCCAUCUCGUGCGACACGCACAAGUACGGCUUCGCGCCAAAGGGCAACAGCACGGUACUGUACCGCACCGCCGAGCUGCGCACGUAUCAGUACUUCGUGUCGCCCGACUGGUCCGGCGGCGUGUACGCAUCACCCGGCGUGGCGGGCAGCCGGCCGGGCGCUCUCAUCGCUGGCUGCUGGGCGAGCAUGAUGAGCGUCGGCGAGGCGGGCUACCUGGACGCGUGCGUGCAGAUUGUCGGCUCCGCCAAGAAGCUCGCCGAGCGCAUCACCACCAGCCCGGCCCUCAGCGCGGAGCUCGAGAUCCUCGGCCGCCCGCUCGUCUCCGUCAUCGCCUUCCAGGCGCGCAACCUCAACAUCUACGACAUUGCCGACGCCAUGACCGACAAGGGCUGGCACCUCAACGCGCUUCAGAACCCGCCCGCCAUGCACAUCGCCGUGACGCUACCCAUCGCCAAGGUGUGGGAGCGCCUGGCUGCGGACCUGGAGGCGGUCGUCGAGGCGGAGAAGGAGAAGGAGCGGGUGCGCCUCGUCGAGGGCAAGGGCGCCAAGGGUAAGGCAGUCGGCGACUCGGCGGCGCUGUACGGCGUGGCCGGCAGCCUGCCAAACAAGAGCGUCGUGGUUGACUUGGCUACGGGAUUCCUAGAUCUGCUAUACAAGGCAUAA